Molecule: messenger RNA, 1155 nt
Organism: Populus nigra (black poplar)
Lineage: Eukaryota; Viridiplantae; Streptophyta; Magnoliopsida; Malpighiales; Salicaceae
Product: tropinone reductase homolog At2g29290-like
Exons: 5
Coding region: 134-937 (267 amino acids)
Molecular function (GO): oxidoreductase activity
Source: RefSeq, a predicted model, not a curated record
CAUUCAUUUUUUUUUCCUUGUUUUGCAAACUUCGUGGCUCACAUUCUCACUUACUUUCCACGUUUAUUAUGGCUACCCAGUGUACUCUUUAUAACCUGUAGGUAUUAUUGAGCUUGAAGGAGAGAAAGAGAAGAUGUCUCUAGAGAGCAGUAGCGGGGAUAAGAGAUGGGGUCUCCAAGGAAUGACAGCCCUUGUCACCGGUGGAACCAAAGGGCUCGGUUGUGCUAUUGUGGAAGAGUUAGCAGCGCUAGGGGCAAUUGUUCAUACAUGUGCGAGGAACCAAGACCAGCUCAAUGAACGCGUAAGGGAAUGGAAGGAGAAGGGUUUCAAAGUUACUGGUUCAGUCUGUGAUGUAUCCUCUAAUGCUGAAAGAGAGAAGCUGAUGAAGGAGGUUUCCUCUCUGUUUGAUGGGAAGCUUAAUAUCCUUGUAAACAAUGCUGGGACAAACAUAUAUAAAGCGACCUUAGAUUACACAGCUGAGGAUUUCACAUCUCUCAUGAACACAAACCUUCAAUCUGCUUUCCAUUUGUCCCAACUUGCACAUCCCCUUUUGAAAGCUUCAGGGGCUGGAAAGAUUGUCUUCAUGUCUUCCAUUAUUAGUGUGGUAUCUAUGAACCCUCAGUAUCCUUUGUAUUCAGCUUCUAAAGGUGCAAUGAACCAACUUACAAGGAAUUUGGCGUGCGAAUGGGCUAAGGACAAUAUAAGGGUUAACGCAGUUGCACCCUGGUUCGUCCGAACUCCACUCACAGCACAUAGUCUGGAUGAUGAGAGCAUUGCGAAGGAGGUUUUCAAUCGAACCCCCAUGAGACGCGUUGGGGAACCAGGGGAGGUCUCUUCUGUUGUCGCAUUUCUAUGCUUGCCUGCACCAGGUUUCUUAACAGGACAAGUCAUAUGCGUUGAUGGAGGGAUGUCAGUGAAUGGCUUUUCCAUGGGUUGAAAAUGAGCUGCUCUGAGGCGUGAAUUCAUCUACUUGUUGGAUUGAAUAAGGCAGUCUUAUUGCCCUUUGAUGAUGUUGUGAACUGUCCUGUCAAAUCUUAUCAUUUGAUGAUGUUGUGAACUGUCCUGUCAAAUAAGAGGAUUGUCUCAGCCUUGGAGCUAAUUUAAUAUUAUUUAUUUGGGUGUUUUCCAUGGUCAAUAAACUAUUUUUUCAAUUAA